AUGGUCGAAGAGUGUCAGCGCCAACUCGAGGAUGAUGAACUGUCGAGCUUCGCCCGUGAGCUCCGUGAUCUACCCGCCCUCUACAUAGAUCUAGACUCCAUCCGCGCUGCCUGGGGUAGCCCAAAACGCCACUCCGAGCGUUUCUUGGAAUUCGAGUCCAGCCACGAAAACGAAGAAGCCCCCGAGACUCGUCCCUCUAGGUUUCCUGAGGCCUCUGAGCGAUACACAGCCCAGAGUAGCACACGCUCUCCGAACUUGGGCUGUGACUGA
This is a messenger RNA of Fusarium musae, 270 nucleotides long. RefSeq lists its product as uncharacterized. The record is from RefSeq and is a predicted model, not a curated record. Bases 1 to 270 code for a protein of 89 amino acids. Lineage: Eukaryota; Fungi; Ascomycota; Sordariomycetes; Hypocreales; Nectriaceae. The transcript is spliced from 2 exons.